AUGGCAUCUGAAUCAGCGGCGCCCGACGAGUUCCAACUCUUUGACCUUCGGGUCGAAGUUGUUUGCCCGCCAGGCAAGCGAAUCAUGUGUGGGGCGAAGGAGGGCGACCAUUUCACCCUGAAAGGCGAGAUGUUGUACUUGCCUCCGGACCAAGGAAUCAGCAUAUACAGCUUAGAGCAGUAA
Messenger RNA from Colletotrichum gloeosporioides, 183 nucleotides. RefSeq lists its product as uncharacterized. The transcript has 2 exons. The coding region runs from base 1 to 183 and encodes 60 amino acids. The record is from RefSeq and is a predicted model, not a curated record. Lineage: Eukaryota; Fungi; Ascomycota; Sordariomycetes; Glomerellales; Glomerellaceae.